AUGGGAGGCCACCCCACCCCUGGGCUCCAGAGAACCACCUCAGCUGGGUCCCCACAGCCCUUGACCAGGCUGCCAGCCUUAAUCUCCUCCAUGGCCCGGGGCGGCCCUGUGGUGGGCAGGGGCCUUGCUAGAGGCCACCAGGCCACCCAGGCCCUGAAGGCCGCAUGGUCCCGGGGAGCUGCAGGUGCACAGCAGGACCAGCUGUGGAGGGAGCUCCUGGAGGCCGAGAGGAGGAGCCAGCGGCGCUGGGCUCAGAACUGGAGUUUCCUGAAAGACUAUGACCCCCGGGGCAGCACGAAGGAGCCCGUAAAGUUGCCAGAGUAUGUGCCUCUCUUCUCUGACAGCCCCGGUUCCACGAACCAGGCUGUCGGCAGCAGCAUGGACAUGCCCCUGGGGAAAACCCUCAUUGGCCUGGCCUUCUUCUUCGUAGAAGGACUUCGGAAGAAGAAGCUGGAAGACGAGCUGCAGCCGGUCUAG
Messenger RNA from Phacochoerus africanus (Common warthog), 477 nucleotides. RefSeq names its product chromosome 5 C2orf50 homolog (gene CIMIP5). Lineage: Eukaryota; Metazoa; Chordata; Mammalia; Artiodactyla; Suidae. The record is from RefSeq and is a predicted model, not a curated record.